CCAGAACUAAAAAUGGCAGCGGGAAAAAUGCAUUGCGUAAGAUUCCACAGAAAAUCCCUUUAAGGAUCACUCGAAAUGUAAUAUCGCGAAAUGCACUAACACCAACAACUAAAUUACCACAUGCGAUGUAUUACAAUAACAAUAAUAGGGCAAACACGCCUCACACGUCCGCAGUCACACCACUGACUUCAGCUGAUAUGAAGUCCACUAGCACCCUCCUGUAUGAUGAGCCCAACCUGGAAGCCAUCAAUCGCUCACUCUGGCUGACAACAACUGUCAACGGCAGCGCAACAUUCGCCAGCAGCACAGACAUUCCCCUACAAACAUUGCGCAUGGCCAAUACGACGAAUAACAUCACAACUGCCAUUGACGCUGACGAGGAAUGGGCGCGUUUCUACGACUUGAUGUUGUCGUGGCAGGGCAUUUGUCUAAUUGCCGUCUUCAGCACCUUUAUUGUGGUCACCAUCAUUGGCAAUACACUUGUCAUUUUGGCCGUCAUAACAACGCGUCGCUUGAAAACGGUCACGAACUGUUUUGUCAUGAGUUUAGCCGUUGCUGACCUAUUGGUGGGGAUAUUUGUAAUGCCACCGGCUGUUGCUGUACAUUUAAUAGGCUCAUGGCGCCUGGGUUGGGUGCUCUGCGAUAUUUGGAUAUCUCUGGAUGUGUUGCUCUGCACUGCGUCUAUACUGAGCCUUUGCGCCAUAAGCGUGGAUAGGUACUUGGCAGUUACGCAACCUCUGACCUAUUCACGCAAAAGGCGCUCAAAGCGUUUGGCAUUCCUUAUGAUUUUGGUUGUUUGGAUUUUGGCGUUGGCCAUCACGAGCCCACCAAUGUUGGGUUGGUAUGAGCCCGGGCGAAGGGAUCUGAGUGAAUGCCGCUACAACCAAAAUGAAGGUUAUGUGAUCUUCUCCGCUAUGGGCUCGUUUUUCAUUCCAAUGGCUGUUAUGAUUUAUGUCUAUGCGAGGAUUUCUUGUGUUGUUGCGUCGCGCCACGACCAUAUGACAGACAUUAGUGUACAUAAUAAGAAAUUCAAACGCUACACAGCCGCCGAUGUGGAAAAUGACGUUGACCAUGAUUUCUCUGAACAGGAGCUUAGUUCGGGUCAGCGAAAGCAAGCAGCUGCCCGCACAUUUUCAAAUCAAACCAUAGCCAAAGAUUUGCAUGACGCUAUGCUAUACGAACGAGAAAGUGGUGGCGCCAAUACAACAACAACCGUCGGCAGUAGUGGCAUCGGCAAUGACGGCGCUUCCUCGUCACAUAGUCACUCCCUGCUGGCGCUGAGUGCAGCGCAUGCCAAGAAUAGCUGUUAUGAAUUGACGCGUCCGUCGUCCUUGAAACGCACCCCCACAUCGUCCUCCACCAUGACAGUUAUGACAAGUGGUUGUGGCGGCACGAGCGCUUCUCCUGCCACAGGCGUUUGCUUAAAUGUUCCCUCUGUUGGUAAUACAACAAGCGAUCAACAUUGGCCAACACGUACGCUAAGUGCGAGACAUCACCAUCACUUUGGCGCUUCUGGCAGCGGUGGUGGUGGUGGUGGUAGCGGUGGCGGUGGUGUUGUAAGUUCGACAGCACCGGCAGAUAUUGCAGCCACAUCACCAAAUUUGCAACCGGAAGCUGCUGCAUUGACACGACAUACACGCAUACAGCAGCAGCAACAACAACAACAGCCACAUCACCAUCAUCAUGGUAAAUCCUUUUCCAAUCGCAUCACUUCGUUGAAGAAAGAAAACAAAACUACACAAACGCUGAGCAUUGUUGUGGGGGGUUUCAUCGCUUGCUGGCUACCGUUUUUCAUUUGCUAUUUGAUCACACCCUUUCUGGGAGAGCAUCAAGUCAGUCGGACAUUGGCAAAGGGACUCACCUGGUUGGGGUGGUUCAAUAGCGCCAUAAAUCCCUUUAUUUAUGCUUUCUACAGUGUUGACUUUCGGGCGGCAUUCUGGCGGUUGACUUGCAAACGCUUCUUCAGCGGAUCCAUGCGACCACAGUUUCCCACGAAUACCAUGUCCAUACGGCGAUAGUUGUACGCUUUGCAAGUGUAUUCCACAUGAGUAAGGCACAGUUAGACACAAAAUAUUAGUUAAG
This is a messenger RNA of Ceratitis capitata (Mediterranean fruit fly), 2082 nucleotides long. Its product is annotated as octopamine receptor-like. Gene Ontology annotation, cellular component: membrane. NCBI's taxonomy places the organism in Eukaryota, Metazoa, Arthropoda, Insecta, Diptera, Tephritidae. Gene Ontology annotation, molecular function: G protein-coupled receptor activity. The transcript is spliced from 5 exons. Bases 126 to 2018 code for a protein of 630 amino acids. The record is from RefSeq and is a predicted model, not a curated record. Gene Ontology annotation, biological process: adenylate cyclase-activating adrenergic receptor signaling pathway.